ACGAGUCAUCGACGCUCAUGCCUCCCGCUCACCUGAAAGUCGACGGUCCUCGCUCAGCGUUCAGUCGGUUCAAGUCGUGCACCACGAAGCACAGAGCCAGCCGGACAGCAGCGCACGUUAUCGGUCGCAAACCGAUGACAGCGGUAUAUUUCCGUCCGUAAAACCGCGAAGAAGAAGAAUAUAAUCGACGAACAUAUCCGGUCGCCGGUCGGCCGAUCGUUUGUGGGGAGCGGAGUGUCGGUUGGUGUUCAAUUUUACGUAAAUACAUAUACGAGUAGUCACGUAACUAUACAUAUAUAAGUAUACAUUGCAGCAGUGUGGUGCCGAUUCGCCGAUCGCCGAUCGCCGAUCGAUCUAUUGUUAUGUCAUACUCCCACGCGCCACGUACCUUGUGCUGCUGACGGGCGUUGCACAAGGGACCGACAUUUCCGCAAAAGUUUAAACAAUUUAAAACCGCGCGCUUCGAGAAAUCGGCAGGGUAUAUUUUAUAUUAUUCUGCAAUCGGUCGUCUGCUGGGAUAUCGCAAGCCGGAAUUCGAGCCACGGUUUUUUGGUUCGACAGCUCGCGCUAAAACUCAAGGCGAAUUUAUGUACCGAGGUGUGUGACGUUUUUGAAAGGUGCGCAACCGGGACUGAGAUAUAUAGCGUUGACUUGUCAAGGUAGAACAGCGGAUCUCUUGGUACAUACGUAUAUUAAACUGUUGUACGCCGCACGGCGCGCCGUAUUACGUAUACGUACCUGUAAUUCGACUACGAAUUAUAAAUCGUUUGUUAAAAAUAUCAUUGAAUUAAACGUAACUGCCUAAAUCGUGCCUUCGGUAUAAACCUAAAUAUCCGUACAAUAUACGAGUGCAAUGUAACUGAUUGUUGUAUACAGAAUGAUAGUGUGACGCUUAUUUCGUAUUUCAAACGAGUACGUAAUAUAAACAGAUCUCGGCCUCUUGAUGGCCCGUUAAUUUUGUAUAAUACUUAUACGUGGUGAUAAAGUAAAAUAUUGAUCAAGACGCAGAGCGAGACUUUGGAAUCUUUUUAAAAAAUAAAGUGAUAUCAAGCAAUAUUCUUUCAGAGACAAAUAUCUCAAAUUUGAUCGCCGAUUCUUGUUCGGCUGUUAUACGUGCGCUUAAUUGGCUUCUGCGUACGGGAUAGUGAUUAUUAUUCCAAGGCGCCAACAACAAAUGUUUACUAUUGAAUCUAGGCAAGAAAACGACGCUACCAGUCCAAUGACUUCGUCACUUUUGACAACGAAUUAAAAACCAUCGAACGUUUAUCAGUGAAUAUCAGUACAACACGUGUUGUUAUAAUACGGUGAAAGGUUCGAUUUUAAACCUAAACUGACGAUAAAUUUAAAGCUAUAUUAAUUAUUUCACAGGUAAAGAAAAUUGAUCACCGUUAAAGAAAUACCAAAACGUAUCAUCGUUUCAAGUGCAGAUACUCAAAUCAAGAGAAGAAAUUUGAAAGAGUGACAUGUGUGUUAUAUUCGGGACGAUGUCGCGAAGGUAGAGGUGAAGUUUCAGUGAACAAAGAUCACGACUCGAUGUUGUAAACUGUUCCCCAGUGAUAUUUUUUCACCCAAUAUUAAUCGCUUGUGCAGCGAUUUAAAUACGCGGUCCGUAAUCACCGGCUAUAAUAACCAAAGAGCGAAUCCGGUGGCGCGGCUACGAUUCGCGCCGUGAAAUGACACGGUUUAUACGUAAUAAUAAGUGCAGCAGCGAUGAGGACAAAAACGAUAUUGUAAUAAAAAAGUGUAUAAACUUGUGAAAUGGAUGGUACGUCACGGAAAAGCGAAGCAGUCUUAAUAUAUGGAUGCCCAUGGGUGGAAUUUGGCCGAAAUGUGCCAGCGCUACCAUCAAGCUGUCCCCGCCGUCCAAAAUUCUUCGACAGCUAGAGACGCCGCGGCCGCCAUUGUGGGCGCACCCGUCUCGACGCACCUCGAACAGGCCAGCCCUUCUUACACGCACUACACUAUGCUGGACAACUACGACAGGAGCGAAUUGACCCCUCCGCCUGUAACCAGCUACGGAGGAUCUCCGGGUCUCCUGGCUCUUCAUUCUUCUCUCUACGCCACCCCGACGUCCAGGGCCUACGAUAUCGACGCCGGAAUCGACGCCAGCGAGAGUCCGAUGCCAGUUGACGCCCAGAUAAUACCAAUUCCGAGCAUGCUGAGCGGCCAGGCCCAGCAGCGCUUGGAGGAUAUGUCCUGGCUGGCAUCAGGACCACCACUCGACUAUCAGCAGGGUAUUCCCUCGAUGCAGUCCGGGGUGAAAAUGUGCCAUCCGGGAAGUUCCGCCCAACGGAGCCUGAAGGAGCAGCGCAUACGGAGGCCCAUGAACGCUUUCAUGGUGUGGGCGAAGGUUGAGCGAAAGAAAUUGGCCGACGAAAAUCCUGACCUCCAUAACGCCGACCUCAGCAAGAUGCUCGGAAAGAAAUGGCGGGGCCUUACGCCGCAGGACAGGCGGCCUUACGUCGAGGAAGCGGAGAGGUUGAGGGUGAUACACAUGCAGGAACAUCCCAACUACAAGUACAGACCACGUCGCAGAAAACACGCGAAGCGAGCCCCGGGGGCCCCGGCCUCACCACCUACCGCAACAAACGCCCCUGGUUCCAGACCCAACCCCGCUGGGCCCACGAUUCAUCAUUCCAUGACUAAAAUGGAUAACUAUCAAAGCAUGCCGCAAAUGUCCUGGGGAGGGCACUCGCCUAUCGCGUCUCUCUAUCAUCAGCAACAACAACAACAGCAACAGCAACAGCAACAACAACAACAACAACAGCAACAGCAACAGCAACAGCAACAACAGCAACAACAGACAAUGCAAGAGUACAAGUCAGAAAAUAACUCAAUCUAUGGAAGUCCUUAUACACCGAUCAUCCACUCGCCAGAUAUUUCACCCGUCGCCAGUCCUGAACCAGAUGGCGAUGGGACACACCUUUCUUCGACACAAAAUCCAGACCCAGAGAGAGACUUAAUGGAGGGCACAUCCAAGCAGCACAACGAUCAUGAACAGGCAAAGCAGCGAUAUGCUUUCAUGAGUGGGGACAGUCAAUUACAUCCCGCUCACAGCGUUGCCAACAUAUCGUCCUGCCAGAACACCGGCAUCUACACGGAUACUCUGACAUACAAGAAAUCCGUGAGCUACCUGAACUUCGAAAGGCAAACUUCGAGUAUAGCAGCGAUUGGAAUAGCCAACGGAAUGAUGGUAUCAUGUAACAAACUGCGAUCAGGUUUUGAGAAUGUCGGAUCUGUUACGGGAACAUUUUACCCACCAGUCGCUUCACCGCAUGACCAAUCAAUGCACUACAGUAAUAACCAGUCAACAAAAUCGAAUAAUUAUCCGAUGCAACCUAACGUUGAAAAUAAUUACAACCCAUGCAACAAUAGGCAACAAUCGAUUGGAAUACGCGGAUCUUCAGAUAUUUGCUCAAACGUCUCCCACAGAUACUCUCAAAUGUCUCAUCAUCAAGAUUACUCGUCGGAAGGCGGUUCUGGUCAGCAGCCAGUGAUCAUGGGGCACUUGGAUCCGGGCAUGGGGGAGGAUGAAGAAGACCAAGCCCUGCAACUUGAAAAAUAUUUCAAGUAUCCGCACCCGACGUCAGUAGCUCAUUCCAGUUUAUCUUCCCAAAAUCUUAUGGACAAUAAUCACAAUUAUGCUAGCGACUUGCGAUACUAUGCACCCCAGCAAAGUCAACUAGAUCUCUCGAAUGCCCAAUGCGUUGUUGACGAUCCAAAUAAGGAUAAUCAAUGCUCUAGCGUCAGUAUCGGACAUUCAAUGGAGCAGUACCACCAGAGCAUGGAAGCUGCUAAAUACAACGAACAACAACACCAACACCAUCAGCACCAGCAACAACAGCAGCAGCAGCAGCAGCAACAGCAACAGCAACAACAACAACAACAACAGCAGCAGCAACAACAACAGCAACAACAGCAAAUUUCUCAACAAAAUCAAAGUGUCGAGCAUGUGUCAAAGUCAGAUGAUGAUUUUAGCGUUAUUCUGGCUGACGUUCGCAAAACAUGCUACAGUAGUUAGGUUCUAUAAAUUUUCUUAGUAUGGUCACGGAUUCAGAACGAACUUGAUGCAUUGUGUGAAAUAGAUCAUGCUUGGUAUAUUUUAUAACAUACUUGUCAUCAAAGCUUACGCUGACCUCAGACUUCCGAAGACACGUGGAUUGGUCUGAUCACGAAAGAAAAAAAUCGAAUGGAUAUAGGAUUCAAAAAAGCACCGGGUGAUAAGAAAUGGAAAGAGUACAGGUAUAGUUCUGAAAAGUAAAAUGACUGAGUUUUUGAAUUCUUCUUCUUCUUCUUCCCCUGAUUCAGCUUCGUCGAAAAUUGGAUAUGACCAUGUUUUUACUCUGUCGGCAUAGCAGGUUUGUCAUUGUCGUAAUUUUACUGAAUUUUCCAUCAAGUUUGUGCUCCAAUCACUGGUUUAUCUUAUUCACGAAAUUCGUGCAAUAGAUACCCUGACAAUUUUCUCUUCACGUUUGUUAGAUCGAGCAUGUAACAUGGCGCCACGAUUGGUGGAAAGUACGCGUAACCCAUUUACAGAUUAGAAACGACAGCGUGACCUCAACCUCGAAGCGAGAGUUCUCGAGGAUACUGCAAUGAGUCGAGGGCGAUCCUUGAGCCACAAAACUUGGUAGAAAAUUGUACAAAAGUUGAAAGGUUAUUGGAGAGUGAAGCCACGGCAACGGCCCUGAUUUAUAUUCAUCUAUAUAUCGAUUGUUUCAUUCUGGUAAGUAGUAUUAGCACUGAUUAGACGAAGUUAUGAUCAAAUCAUUAGCUUGAAUUAUUCUUAUAAAGUAAAACACCUAUACAUAUAUCCCUCGUAAUAUUAUUAUUAUUAAUAUUAUUAUUAUUAUUACUAUUAUUAUUGUUAUUAGUGUGAAAUUAAAAUGCAAAGUGAAGAUAAUUAGAUAGACUGUAAGCAAUGAUCGGGAAAGUCAAACUAUUAGAAAAAAAACGAAUGGAUGAAAAAUUGAAUUAAAUCUUUCAUAUACAUAAUUGUGAUACAGGUAGACAUUUUUUCCGCUAAGACUGUCUCUCGCGCACUGUUUUUCGCUCGAUGAAAUUCGGUAAAUGACGGUGAAAAAUUGGUAUAACUUAUUAUAUUAUAUAAUAGACUGAUAUAUUCGAGAUGACGAAUCAGUACAGCGAAUCAAGUGUAAGCUUGCCAGACUUUGAAGGACGGAAAAUAGUGCUAGGAAACAUUCUUAGGAAUGAAUCAAAAAUUUAUUCGUAAAAUAUUAUAUUUUCUAAACUGGCCAAACUGUGGCUUGCCACGGAUUCAGUGUCUCAUGCGGAGAAGGUUCACGCUACUUCUUAAAAUUCGGUAUAAUUUGAUUCUCUGUUGUUCGUAUAAUUUAUUAAAAGGAAACAAAUUCGUCCGUGAUAAUCACGACUUGAAAUGCUUGAAUGAAUACUUGAUUUCAUUCCUGACAGCUACGAUUCAUCAACUCUUAUACAACUGCUGUGAUCCUUGGGUUUUUCUUAUUAGCGAACGCGGAAUUAAGCUUCCGAGUACUCAUUUGCAAUAUCACUCCACAAUUCGGCCAUGUUGGUUCACUUCCAUUUACGCAUUCAUGAACGGCGAACGUGACUAACUGUAAGUUUUGAGAAUUAUUUGUCAGCCGUCAGUAUCAUGAGUUGCCUAGUUUGAACUGUGGUUUCGCUAAAAUCUUAUUUUCAUUAUAAGUAAAGUAAAAAAUAUACCUAGAUAUACAUAUAGAGAAAAGAUUGUUAGACAAAAAUUAGACGCUGUACUAGAUUGAUAAUUAUGUACGAAAACGAGGCAUGCGUAGAUUUUACAAUAUAUACUGUAUUUUUAAAAAAAUAAACAAUAUUUUCACCGAGCAUAUACGCGCGUGUAAAAUUUUUCUUUCUCCGAUGGAUUAAAUGAGACAUGCUGAGCUUGGGACAAGUAAAACUAAAAAAAAAAA
Molecule: messenger RNA, 5927 nt
Organism: Neodiprion virginianus
Lineage: Eukaryota; Metazoa; Arthropoda; Insecta; Hymenoptera; Diprionidae
Product: putative transcription factor SOX-15
Exons: 9
Coding region: 1799-4021 (740 amino acids)
Biological process (GO): anatomical structure morphogenesis; regulation of DNA-templated transcription; cell differentiation
Molecular function (GO): DNA-binding transcription factor activity, RNA polymerase II-specific; RNA polymerase II cis-regulatory region sequence-specific DNA binding
Source: RefSeq, a predicted model, not a curated record